Dromiciops gliroides (monito del monte) is the source of this 1268-nucleotide messenger RNA. RefSeq names its product glyceraldehyde-3-phosphate dehydrogenase-like. The record is from RefSeq and is a predicted model, not a curated record. NCBI's taxonomy places the organism in Eukaryota, Metazoa, Chordata, Mammalia, Microbiotheria, Microbiotheriidae. Gene Ontology annotation, biological process: glucose metabolic process. Gene Ontology annotation, molecular function: oxidoreductase activity, acting on the aldehyde or oxo group of donors, NAD or NADP as acceptor; NAD binding; NADP binding. The coding region runs from base 61 to 1062 and encodes 333 amino acids. The transcript has a single exon.
UAGCUCCUCUCCCAAGCUCGGUUCCAGGAUCUGCUGCUUCAGUCGCAUCCCUGAAACAAGAUGGUGAAGGUCGGAGUCAACGGAUUUGGCCGUAUUGGACGCCUGGUAACCAGGGUUGCAUUCAACUCCAGUGGAGUAGAUGUUGUGGCCAUCAAUGACCCCUUCAUCGACCUCAACUACAUGGUUUAUAUGUUUCAAUAUGAUUCCACCCAUGGCAAGUUCAAGGGCACCGUCAAGGCUGAGAAUGGAAAGCUGGUGAUCAAUGGAAAAGCCAUUACCAUCUUCCAGGAGCGGGACCCCACCAAUAUUAAGUGGGGAGAUGCUGGAGCUGAUUAUGUUGUAGAGUCCACUGGUGUCUUUACAACCAUGGAAAAGGCUGGGGCUCACUUGAAGGGUGGAGCCAAGCGGGUCAUUAUUUCUGCCCCUUCUGCUGAUGCCCCAAUGUUCGUGAUGGGAGUGAACCAUGAAAAAUAUGACAAUUCCCUUAAGAUUGUCAGUAAUGCCUCCUGUACUACCAACUGCUUGGCCCCCUUGGCCAAGGUCAUUCAUGACAACUUUGGCAUCAUGGAAGGACUCAUGACUACAAUCCAUGCCAUUACUGCUACCCAGAAGACAGUGGAUGGCCCCUCUGGCAAGCUGUGGUGUGAUGGGCGUGGUGCUGCCCAGAACAUCAUCCCUGCUUCCACUGGUGCUGCUAAGGCUGUAGGCAAGGUCAUCCCUGAACUGAAUGGGAAACUCACAGGCAUGGCUUUCCGUGUUCCUACUCCCAAUGUGUCUGUUGUGGAUCUGACCUGCCGCCUGGAGAAAGCUGCCAAAUAUGAUGAUAUCAAGAAAGUGGUGAAGCAAGCAUCAGAGGGACCCUUGAAGGGCAUCUUGGGCUACACAGAGGACCAGGUUGUAUCCAGUGACUUUAACAGCAACACCCACUCUUCUACCUUUGAUGCUGGCGCUGGCAUUGCCCUCAACGACCAUUUUGUGAAGCUCAUUUCCUGGUAUGACAAUGAGUAUGGUUACAGCAACCGUGUAGUAGACCUCAUGGUCUACAUGGCCUCCAAGGAGUAAGCUGGAAAGCCAUGGAUCUUCAUCCCCAGCCAAAAGGAGAGCUCCACCACUGGGGAGCCCACAUCCCUAACCUAUGUUCCCGUACUAGGGAUCCCAUGCCCCAUUCACAUUGUUGUCCCAAAGCACCCCUGUAGUAGGGGGGAGAAGCCUAGAGUCCUCUAUUGUGUACGUACCAUCAAUAAAGUCACCAUAUUCAGUGCAAAAAA